UAUAGAGGGAGGAUGUAUUAUUGAGAGGGGUGGGAAUAAUGAAUAAUACUAUAUCUGACACUACAGCUUAUAAAGAAAAGGAAAAAGAGAAAACAUUAGGCGAAGAAGGUGGUGUGCUUGUGCUAUAGUUGUGGCAGCGAUGAGGAAGCUGAGAUGCAGCAGAGCCGUUAUGUGCAUGUUUCCUGUCGCCGCAACCGCUUCUUGUCUCUCUUGUAUUGGGAAUUCGAAGAAGAACAAUUUUGGUGGUGAUGAUGAAUUCCAAGAUAUUAAGCCUCUCCUCCCUCUCAAGCUCAAGGAUCUCAUUGCUCCAACCCCAACUCCAACUCUUGCCUUCCACCUAAAGCCUAAGAUGGUGGUGAUGAAAGUUUCAAUUCACUGUAAUGGGUGUGCAAGGAAAGUGGAGAAGCACUUAUCUAAGUUGGAAGGAGUGAGUUCAUACAAAAUAGACUUGGAAACGAAGAUGGUGGUUGUAAGAGGUGAUAUUGUGCCUUCCGAAGUCUUGGAGAGUGUCUCUAAAGUCAAAUAUGCUGAGCUUUGGGAGUCAUGAAUUUUGUCACACUCGCACAUGCAUUUCAAUAUUCUUAGAUUAAUUAAGCCAUCUUUAUUUUUAUUAUCCUCGAAAAAUGUGUUGGUGUGGUGUAGAUUAUGUAGAUAGUUUCUCCUCAAUUUAGCUUUCUUAUUAAUCAUAA
Salvia splendens (bonfire salvia) is the source of this 689-nucleotide messenger RNA. RefSeq names its product protein SODIUM POTASSIUM ROOT DEFECTIVE 1. NCBI's taxonomy places the organism in Eukaryota, Viridiplantae, Streptophyta, Magnoliopsida, Lamiales, Lamiaceae. The transcript has 3 exons. Gene Ontology annotation, molecular function: metal ion binding. The record is from RefSeq and is a predicted model, not a curated record. The coding region runs from base 140 to 547 and encodes 135 amino acids.